CGGCUGGAGCGAGAAUUCGGCCGCUGCUGCCGCAACGAGAGCCUGAGCUGCGCCCACAGAGCCUGGAUGAAGGGGCUGAAUCGGUUCUGCCAGGAAGAGUCCUCGAUAAAGACGGGGCAGCACCGGUGCUGCCAGCGGGGGGGUCCCCGGCUCCGGGCCCGCUGCUUCGCCUCCGCCGCCCCCCACCCCGAAUACGAUCGGGAGCUGCACAACGUGAGCCUGGCCCGGCCCGGCACCGCCCUGCUGCGCUCGCUCUGCGGCCCCACUCGGCUCUUCACACAGAGGCGGCCGGUGCCGGAGCUGCUGGGGGCCAUGACGGCCGCGUGUUGCCCUCUGCCCGCCCCGGAACGCGGCACCUGUGCCCGGGAGCAGCUGUCCCAGGGCAUCGCCACGCUCUGUGCCACCCCCCAGGACGCCUGGCGGGACCCCCAGGGCUGCUGCUCGCUGGAGGAGCCCGAGCGGCGCCGCUGCUUCGACAGCACCUACCUGAGCCAGGUGACCCUGGGGGCCGCCGUGGCCCCCCCGCCCCCUGGCCACGAGGAGUGA
This is a messenger RNA of Sturnus vulgaris (Common starling), 546 nucleotides long. It is a transcript of the gene ECM1, whose product is annotated as extracellular matrix protein 1. Gene Ontology annotation, biological process: regulation of bone mineralization; signal transduction. Lineage: Eukaryota; Metazoa; Chordata; Aves; Passeriformes; Sturnidae. Gene Ontology annotation, cellular component: extracellular region. The record is from RefSeq and is a predicted model, not a curated record.